UGUCAUUUAAAUCUUAAUUCUUAAUCAAUGACUACUAACCGAUUUGAAAAACUAUUACAAGAUGCGAAAAAGCUCCCAAAUAUAUCUUCAAAGUCUGAAACGCCUCAGCUUAAUCGUGACAUUCGAUUAAUUGCAAAAGAAUCACAAAUAAUGGCUUCAAAAGUCAAUGCUAAUCAAGAUCUUACACCCACAGGUCAUUACUUUUUGGCUCAAAGUGGUGCAAAUACGCAAGAAGUUACAUCAAAUUUAAAGAUGUUGGAUACAAAAUUUACUUUUGAACCUUCUCAAGUAGCCAAAAAGACAGAUGUAGAGGCUUAUUUAAAUCAAGUUUAUAAAGAAUAUGAAAAGCAAACGAUUGAGAGAUCGAAAAAGGAUAGAAUUCAAUCUUUUUUUGAAAGUAUGGAUGAAGGAUUGCAUUCUAAUUGGCAAAAAGCAAAAACUCAAAUCUUACAAAACUGGGAACUCGAGCAGGAUAAUAAGAAAUUUGGACGACAAACUCAAGGAAAAGAUCAAAGUAUUCAAAAGCUCAGAAAAAAGAUUUUAGCUUAUGCUUCUGUUGUAAAGGACAUCAAUUUGAACCGUUUACUGUUAAAUAAGAUUCCAGUCAUGAAUAAGUUCAAAGCACUUUCUAAUUUAACUGAAUGCACAAAUAUACAAAGAACAUUUAUGCUAGAGGCUUGGGAUCUUGCUUCACAUUUAGCAAAUGAAAAGAGAGAAAGUGGAGAAUGUAUGGAAGGCGUUUAUACAAGUCAAGACUAUGACAAAGCAAGUAUUGUUCAAAUGAAUCGUCGUUUAAUUAAUGCUUCAAGGACCUGGUUAGAAAAACAAUAUUAUUUAUUAGCAGAAGAUAUUUUAUUUAAGAAUGCAAAUAUAGCUAGAGUAGGUGGAUCACCUUCAGUUAGCCAUCGACUGCGUGCAUUUAUGGACAUCAGCUUUAAGACCAUUAAUAAAUCUUGGUUUAAUCCAAACCUUGAAAUUUAUAAUGGUAUACCUAUCUGGCUAUUUAUCUUUAUCUUACUUCGUAGUGGUUAUCCGGAUUUGGCCAUUCGAUUCAUUGAAGACAACCAAACGUCAUUUUCUUCUGCUCCCGAGUUUCCUCUCUAUUUUAAAGAAUAUUUUUCGUCUCCUGAUCAUAGACUUUGUGAAGAAAGUCGUAAAAAGGUAUCUACUCAAUUUCGAAUUAUGAAGUAUGGAAAUGAGUCCGUAGAUCCAGUAAAAAUACUCCUGUAUCAAAUUUUGGGUCGUUGUGAGUUAAAUAGCACUUAUCCUUGUGAAGUUAUUAGUACAAUUGAGGAUUAUAUUUGGCUUCGUUUGACUCUAGUCCGUGAAUCACUGAAUGAAGAACAAACUGAACAUGAACGAUAUCAUCUUAGUGAUCUUCAACAAGUGAUUGCUGAACAUGACUUUAAGAAGAAUGAACUUAAUCCCUGGCUUUAUUUCAAAAUACUUUUGUUAACACUUCAAUUUGAACGGGCCACACACUUUUUAUACUCAAAUGAGAACUUUAAAGUGGAAGCUGUACACUUUGGCAUUGGAUUUGUAUAUCAUGGACUUAUUCGUAUUCCAAAGCAACCAAGAGAUAAUAUAAUUGACUUGUUGAUUACAGAAUCGGAUGGAAAUAUGUGUUGCUUAAAUUUUGUUCGUCUUAUAAAUCAAUAUAUUCGAUUGUUUAUAUUCAAAUUGGCUGAGGAUGCACUUCAAUAUAUAUACCUUAUCACUCUUUAUCGAACAGAAGAUAUGAAGAUUCUUUGUCAUGAACAAUUAAGUAAUUACAUUAUAGAAACAGAAGAUGAAGAAUAUAAGCAGUUACUUGGACAAAGAUCAGUAGAUCAUCAACAAGGAACAAUUGAUAAAUUUAAACCAUUAUUAGGAUUAGACAUAAAUAAGGCAGAUGAAUAUAAAGAAAUGACUCUUGAUCGUAUUGCAAAAGGAUUUCAAGAUGAAGGACGAUUUAAAGAUGCUGUCAAUGUAUAUGAACUCAAUAAAAAUAGUAUUGCAGCAUUGCGUGUACUUAUUCGACAACUAGACUAUACACUGAAUAUGGGACCAUCUGAACGCGCUAAACAUAAUCGACAAUUAGAUGAAGAACUUGUGGAAUUCUGUAUUCAAACAGUUAGGAAUUACGAAAAUAAUGCAUCUAUUCAAGAAGAUCAUAAAGUUGUACAAAGAUAUCAUAUUUUACUCAAGUUCUUGCAAGCUACAUUAAAAUACGAAAAUAAGGAAUAUGAAGAAACAUUAGAGUAUAUUAAAUCGACCUUUUUGUUCCCAUUUGAUGGAGAUUAUACAAAGAUAUGUCAAUAUGCUGAACGAUAUGAAGACUUGGAAGAUGAUAUUUGCAGUCAUCUUCCAGAUAUGAUUGUUAUAACAAUUGACACUUUAUAUGCAUUAUGGAAACAAUACUCUGACCGUAAUUUAACGAAGUUAUUAAAUGAAGAAUAUCGAAAGCAUUUGAUUCAAACUUAUGAGAAUUAUAGCAAUUCUAUUAUGGUUUUCAUUGGGUUAAUUAGUUCAAAAAUACCGUCUACUGUAUUACAAAAGAUUAACAAGAAAGUAUCAGAAAUCCAUUAUAAUUUAUAAUUUGUAUCAAUCGGUAAAUAGUUUAUCCAUGAGGUGGUUUCAGUCAUAAAGCGGAAAAUGUUCAUAUUGCAAAUAACAUUUACUAUCUAAUAAUCUUAUAAUUAAUAAAAAGCCUGGAUUUUGUAUAAAUAUAA
Messenger RNA from Cokeromyces recurvatus, 2711 nucleotides. RefSeq names its product Nup93/Nic96-domain-containing protein. Bases 28 to 2577 code for a protein of 849 amino acids. The record is from RefSeq and is a predicted model, not a curated record. The transcript has 11 exons. Gene Ontology annotation, biological process: poly(A)+ mRNA export from nucleus; protein import into nucleus. Lineage: Eukaryota; Fungi; Mucoromycota; Mucoromycetes; Mucorales; Mucoraceae. Gene Ontology annotation, cellular component: nuclear pore. Gene Ontology annotation, molecular function: structural constituent of nuclear pore.